Molecule: messenger RNA, 3717 nt
Organism: Cladocopium goreaui
Lineage: Eukaryota; Dinophyceae; Suessiales; Symbiodiniaceae
Source: the annotation of a GenBank genome assembly
AUGUUACGAAAUCGAUCAAAAACCUUCCUGAUCGGUGCGACGGUUUGGGCUGGAUAUCUGGCCCUCACAGUCUCAACCGCCGACGCCUUCUGGCACCGGCAUGGUAGUAGUGGAUCUUGGGGCUCCAGCGGCGGUUCGUCCGGCAGCUGGGGUGGAAGCAGCGGUAGCUGGGGAUCCAGCGGCGGAUCCAGCGGUAGCUGGGGUUCGAGCGGUGGUUCGUCCGGUAGCUGGGGAUCCAGCGGUGGAUCGUCUGGCGGACAUCGUUGGCACCAUCGUCGUGCCUGGCGUCACUCCAGCGGUGGAUCGUCUGGAAGCUGGGGAUCCAGCGGCAGCAGCGGAAGCUAUGGCUCCAGCGGCGGUUCGUCCGGUAGCUGGGGAUCGAGCGGUGGCUCGUCCGGCGGAUCUUCGGGUGGUGUAAUCAUCGAAUCGCACGAAGCUCAAAGCCCCUCGGAUGCCCCUUCGGCUCCGGCACCUGCCGAUGGCGACAUGACCUACCGUCCGUCGAACGACGGCAUCAUGCUCACCGUCAACGUUCCGGCUGGCGCGAAGAUCAAGGUGAAUGGCCUCGAAACCACCAGCACUGGUGAAGUACGUCGCUACAUCUCUCGCGGCCUGGAAGACGGCUACACCUACAACUACGAAGUUGAAGCCACCAUCACCCGCGAUGGCAAAGAAGUGACCGAAACCAAGUCGGCUCGCGUUCAAGCUGGCCAAUCGGUCGCCAUGGAUUUCGACUUCAGCGAUUCGAGCGAACUCAACGCCAAGAAGGAAGAAAAGAAGCCGACGAAGCUCACGCUGAUCGUGCCUUCGGACGCCAAGGUCUUCCUCGCCGGCCACGAGACCAAGUCGAAGGGUCGCGUGCGUGAGUUCAGCACCACGAAACUCAGCAGCGAAUGGGCCGACUACCCGGUCCGCGUUGAGUUCACUGUGGAUGGUGAAACCAUGGUGAAGGAAGAAGUCGUCUCGCUGCAAGCCGGCGAUAGCCGCGAACUGCAAUUCGACUUCGAACCGGCCAAGAUCGCCCAGGCGAACACUGUGUUCGAAGCUCCAAUUACGUUGGCUCCAAAAUGGCGGGCGUUGAUUAGCGUGCUCGUUGUCUUGCACGUGGCUGCAAUCUUCAGCGCACCCUAUGCAUUGCCACCGACACCGGCCAUCGCCACGCGGAUGUGGGAGUUCUUUCGGCCUUACCUACAAGCGUGUUACCUGAACCAUGGGUAUGCGUUCUUCUCACCCGAUCCCGGGCCCAGUCAUUUGAUUCGCUACGAGAUUGAACUUCCCGACGGGAAGCAGGUUGAAGGGAUCUUCCCCAACCUGGAAGAACACCAGCCGCGGUUGUUAUACCACCGGCACUUCAUGAUGUCGGAGUUCCUCACCACCGCGCCGCGAAACUCGGAAGGGCGGAAGGCUUACCUGAAAUCGUAUGCUCAGCAUCUGCUGCACGAACACAACGCUGAGAAAGUAACCCUGUACUUCGUCACCCACCUCUUGCCAGGUCCACUGCAGGUGAAUGACGGGAUGCGGCUAAACCAUCGCAGCCUAUAUGAGGAACAACGCGAGAUAACGCUGGCGGCCGAUGGCACCGUUGACUACCCGCCGGAAGCCAUGCGAUCGGAGCCCGAGCCCGAGUUCAUUCCACUGCAGGGCACACCGGUUCCCGAUCCGAUCAGUGGUCCAGGUCUGGGACAAAUGAUGUCGCCAGCCAUGCAAGGACUCAUCCGCAUCCUUGGUGGUGCGAUGUUGUUCUACACGCACUUUGUCUGGGCGCUCGACCUGGAAGCCUUCUUUGGCGAGCAACCGUGGCUCACACACGAAGCCGUCACCUAUCGCGAGGCGGGUAAUUAUGCGUGGAGCUACUUGUGGCUAAUCCACUCAUCGACUGUGUUGUGGAUCGCCCACUUUGCGGCUCUCGUGGUCUUUGCCUGCCUCACCGUGGGGCUGUUCACUCGAGUGACUUCAAUCCUGGCUUUCGUAAUUGCGGUGGCCUACGCCAAUCGCCUGACCGGAGCUUUGUUCGGACUCGACCAGAUUAAUGUCAUGCUGGCGUUGUACAUCAUGGUUGGCCCGAGCGGGGCGGCUUAUUCGCUCGACCGGCUUAUCGCCCGACGGCGGGAAGGCAACCUGGCAGUGCUUCCUCGCACCGGAGCCACCGUGGCGAUUCGGUUAUUGCAACUUCACAUGUGCAUCAUCUAUCUCUUCGCCGGCAUGGCCAAGAACGGCAUGUUCUGGGAAGAGGGCACCGCAAUCUGGUUCUCGGUGGCCAACCUUGAAUACCAGUCGAUGGAUCUGACCUGGAUGUCCAACCAUCCGUACCUGGUGAACUUUUUCACACUCGCUACGGUGUGGUGGGAGCGAAGCUACAUCGCACUGGUGUGGCCCCGGUUCACCCGGCCAAUCGUGAUCAUGAUUGCAGUGGCCAUGCACCUGGGUAUCGCCUUUGGAAUGGGCAUGAUCACCUUUGGACUGGCCAUGAUCUUUGGCAAUAUGGCCUUCGUUUCACCGCGACUGGUUCGAGCCGUGGUCGACCCAACCUUGGGCCGUCUUGAAUCCCUCACUGGACUGACCAGCACCCAGAAUUCGAACGCGACCGAAGCUCCAACGGAACCCGAGAAGCAGCAAACCACCGGCAAGAGAAGUCGGAAAUCACGCAAGCCCACGAACAAAGUCGCCGAACCCAACGCCUUAGCCAAUCCGAGGGGACGGGCUCCCCAAGCUGAACCAGUUUGGCACUUGAUGUGCGCCGUCGGGACGUUGAUUCUACGCUUGCUCGAAGAACGGGAUUUCCCCUACGAGAACAUUAAACUGCUGGCCUCCCAGCGUUCAGCAGGCAAGAAGCUCACGUUCGCCGGCAAAGAACACGAUGUCGAGUUGCUCUGCCCGGAAGCCUUUGAAGGAGUCGACCUGGUCAUCGGCAGCACUCCCGACGAAGUGGCCGCCGAGUUCGCUCCUUGGGCAGUCGAGCGAGGCUGUGUCGUGGUCGACGAAAGUGGUUAUUGGCGUAUGGACCCCAAGGUACCACUGGUUGUGCCGGAAGUGAACCCCGAGGCCGCCGAAUCGCAUCAAGGCAUCAUUGCCAGCCCCAACUGCUCGACCACCCAGAUGGUCGUCGCGCUCAAGCCACUCCACGAUGCGGCCCGACUGCGUCGCGUACUGGUGAGCACCUAUCAAGCCACCAGUGGCGCCGGGCUAGGAGGCUCUCGCGAUUUGAAGGAUGGUAGCCGGAAGCAUCUGGCCGGCGAACAACAUCAAUACGAAGCGUUCGCCCAUCCGAUCGCCUUCAACGUGAUCCCUCAAAUUGGUUCGCCCAAGCACGAGGGCUACACCUCGGAAGAAAUGAAGAUGGUUCACGAGACCCAUAAAAUCUUGGGCGACGAUUCGAUCGGCAUCUGUCCCACUUGCGUUCGCGUUCCGGUGGCCAACUGCCAUAGCGAAACGAUUGUCGUCGAUACCGAACGCAAGCUUAGCGUGGCCGAAGCCCGCGAACUGUUUGAAGCAAUGCCGGGAAUCUCCGUUGUCGAUGACCUCGAUGCGAAGCAAUACCCCAUGCCGAUCAACAGCGACGACCGCGACGAAGUCUUCAUUGGCCGCAUCCGCGAAGAUCUCUCCAGCCCCAACGGCCUGGCUUUCUGGUGCGUGAGCGACAACCUUCGCAAGGGGGCUGCCACCAACGCAGUCCAAAUUGCCGAACUGCUCAUCCGCAGCCGCGCUGCAGCCACCUAA